UAACCUCCCUCAAUUGGGAGAACAGCUCCGCCUGGGCAUCUCCUGACAGCAAGCUGUGUGUCUUUUUAGAAGCCGAGUUUUCAAGUCACCUCCGAAGGAUCACGUUCAAUAUGGCUUCCACGAUCAUCCUCCAGCCGCUCUCGUCCUUCACAUUCACAACCAAAGAAGCGCAACCAGAAGAGGACCCAUCAGUAGCGGCUCGUCUCCAGCGCCUGCAGAACAAUUAUGAGGAUUUCGGUAUGCGACGGACGGUGGAAGGCGUGCUGGUCGUUCACGAGCAUGGGCAUCCGCAUGUAUUGAUGCUGCAGAUCGCCAACGCGUUCUUCAAGCUUCCCGGCGACUAUCUUCGCCCAGGUGAAGACGAGACGGAAGGCAUCAAGGAGCGACUGGACGCGCGUUUGGCGCCAGUUGCCAGUGAUCCUGCCUCAUUCGGCCCAGCCGGUCCCAUGGGCGGUGCAGGCGGCGAUUGGGAAGUCGGGGACUGCUUGGCUCAAUGGUGGCGGCCAGCUUUCGAGACUUUCAUGUACCCGUACAUCCCUGCACACAUCACGAAACCGAAAGAAUGCAAGCGAUUGUAUCUGAUCAAUAUGCCGCCGACAAAAAUUCUGGCAGUGCCAAAGAACAUGAAGCUGCUCGCCGUCCCGCUUUUCGAGCUAUAUGAUAACUCACAGCGAUACGGUCCUCAAUUGGCUGCGAUACCGCACCUGCUGUCGCGGUACAAUUUCGUGUAUGCGUGACGAGUCUAAUGUAUUUGCAUUCU
This is a messenger RNA of Tilletiaria anomala UBC 951, 760 nucleotides long. Its product is annotated as cleavage and polyadenylation specificity factor, 25 kDa subunit. Bases 111 to 737 code for a protein of 208 amino acids. The transcript has 4 exons. Lineage: Eukaryota; Fungi; Basidiomycota; Exobasidiomycetes; Georgefischeriales; Tilletiariaceae. Gene Ontology annotation, cellular component: mRNA cleavage factor complex. Gene Ontology annotation, molecular function: mRNA binding. The record is from RefSeq and is a predicted model, not a curated record.